Dimorphilus gyrociliatus is the source of this 2354-nucleotide messenger RNA. The record is from the annotation of a GenBank genome assembly. NCBI's taxonomy places the organism in Eukaryota, Metazoa, Annelida, Polychaeta, Dinophilidae.
GUGAAUAUUCAUAUCGAAAUUAAGAACGCAUUAAAUUUGAGGGUCCGUUGCUUUUAACAAUUUCGUUGGUCUGCAAGAUGUCUGAACUAAAGUUCAUUACAAAGAAUGUACCAAUAAUGAAAAUCGGUAAUGUAGAUGAAGCCAAAAUGAAUAUACUUACGGAGAGGAAGCCUAUUGUACUUCAAGGCUUGGAUAUUGGAGAGUGUACUACUAAAUGGAGUCCAGAAUAUUUAAUAAAUACUGUUAUUAACAAAGAAGUUAAACUUCACGUUUGCGCUUCUCCUCAGAUGGAUUUCAUCCAAAAAAACUUUCAAUACAAAACUUUGCAGUUUGAUGAAUUGAUCAGGAGAUGUUCUCAACCGCUUCCUUUAAAAAGCUAUUUUCUCUCAGAAUCCGAAAAGUACUAUUUGAGGACAUUAGGAACAGACCCGAGAAAAAUUCCAGCCGAUUUUACUAGAGAUUUCCCUGAGUUGGGGUGCGAUAUUAAAUUUCCGGCUUUGUAUGAUGUAGAUUCAUACUUUUCUAGUGUUUUCCGUGUGGCAUCUCCCGGUACUCAAUUGUGGACUCAUUAUGAUAUUAUGGAUAAUAUCCUUAUACAAAUUCGUGGCAAAAAAUCAGUAGUUUUAUAUCAUCCUGAUGACGCUGAAUAUUUAUAUCUUCAUAAGGAUAAAUCUAAAGUUUUGGAUAUUAAUAAUCCAGAUAAGGAGAAAUAUCCCCUUUUCUAUAAAGCUUGCCGCUACGAAUGUGAAUUAGAUGCGGGAGAUGUGCUGUUUAUACCAGCUCUGUGGUUUCACAACGUUACCUCUCUAGAGUUUGGUAUAGCAGUUAACGUUUUUUGGAGACAUUUGCCUGAAGAAUUUUACGAACCGAAAGAUCCGUAUGGCAAUAAGGACCUAAUUCCUGCAAAUAGAGCAUUUGAAAAGCUCUCCAGAGCUCUCAAAGAUAUGAACGAUUUGCCUUAUGAUUAUAAACGAGGGCGUUUCAAAUGUGAGAGGGAGCUAGUAGGCUUAGAAGGAAUAGUCAAUAGCUGUGAAAUGGAUGAAGAGAAGAGAAAAGUUGAUGCAUCUAAGGGCACAUGGGCAGACCCUGUCGAUAGCCUUGUUGAUAUCCAAGGAAAAUCUGAGUCAAUUCCGAUAGUUCAGAGUGAAAUCAACACGAAUAUUCUCAUCGAUUUGGAUACUCAAGUAUCUGAACCAAUCAAGAUUCAUAAUCCUGUUUCAAAUUCUAUAUCUUUCACCCCAACAAAAACACCUCCAUCUACACCUCAGAAUUGCGAUUCAGGAAUUUUGAAUAAUCCUCUAAAUGCUGAUGAGUUGAUUUGCAGGUCUGCUAAGAUAUUUCACGAUCAGAGUACUUCAGAAAAUUCAACUACCAACAAUGAUGCAAAUAAUAUAAAUAGUGCAGAAAAGAAAAAUUUUCCACUCUCCCAAAAUUACACACACGCAAAAAUGGGUUUAUGUGAUGAAGAUAAAUUGAAAGUGGCUCCCCUUUCUGAGCGAAAAUUGCCAAAAACUCUGGAAGAAAGAAAACAAAUCAAAGCUAAAGAAGUAAAAUCAAAUGCUGUCAAAGUAGAAUUGUCCGCAAAAAAUUCUUUCACUAAAGUGGAGAGUACUUUAUCUUCCAAAGCAAAUAUUGCAACAGUGGCAAAAACUAACAAUCCAUCAUCUCCUAAAAGAAAUAUUCAGAAAGUUAUUCCUACAAUCUCAAAAUCUUCUUUAAGCAGUCCAAAACGAAGUGUAACUGCUUCAGCUAAUGCUGCUAUAAAAAAAUCACCAGACGGCGUGACGAAGUCAGAUAAACAAAUCGAACAACAGAGUUUUAGGGGAAAGGAAAAAAAUAUUCCAAAGUUUUCCUGCAGAGGGUCUUCGCCACGACACUCUGCUACUUCUGAAAGUUCUGGGAUCUCCUGUCAAAAGGGAAAUAAAAGUCAAUUCGAAAAUAUUAAAUCGCGAUGUGGUUCUUUGGAAAAUGCUAGCCAUAUACCACAAGGAGGAGGGAAAAGGAUUGAAAACAGAAAAUUGGAUUGGAAGAGAGAGUCUAAAGUAGGUUCUUUAGAUAAUGCAAAACACAAACCCAGUGGUGGCGAUAAGAAGAUUUUAAAUGAAAAACUGGAAUGGAAAGUAUCAAGUAGAAUAGGAUCAUUGGAUAAUGCUCAGCAUCGUCCAGGGGGUGGUAAUGUGAAGGUUAAAAACGUUAAGUUAGAAUUUCGAGAGAAAGCUCAGUCAAAGAUUGGAAGUAAAGAUAAUAUGACAUACACACCAGGCGGUGGAGAUAAAAAAAUUGAAACCAGGAAAUUGGGAUUUAAGGAGACUGCCAAAGCCAGAACAGAUUCUGGAAUCAGCGCUUCAACUUAG